UCUCAGUCCCGGAGCCUGGGAGUAGCGCAGCUUUUCGCGUCCCGACUCCAGCGCCGACCCAGACGGGACACGGACCCAGAGCUUCUUCGGUGGCAGCUCAGGGAGCAGGGCUCUCCGCAGUAACUUCCUCCGCGCGGCUCCGUCACUCCGGAGAGUCCCCGGUGCGCACCUGCCAACUCCGCCUUCUGCACCUGCCACCCCUGAACCAGCGCGGGCGCCCGAGCGCGGCAUGGCCAACGCGGGGCUGCAGCUCUUAGGCUUCAUCCUGGCCUUCCUGGGCUGGAUCGGAUGCAUUGUCAGCACGGCACUGCCCCAGUGGAAGAUUUACUCCUACGCGGGGGACAACAUCGUGACGGCCCAGGCCAUCUACGAGGGGCUGUGGAUGUCCUGCGUGUCUCAGAGCACCGGGCAGAUUCAGUGCAAAGUCUUCGACUCCUUGCUGAAUCUGAGCAGUACUUUGCAAGCCACCCGUGCUUUGAUGGUGAUCGGCAUCCUGCUGGGCCUUAUAGCCAUCUUUGUGGCCACAAUUGGCAUGAAGUGUAUGAAGUGCUUGGAAGACGAUGAGGUGCAGAAGAUGCGGAUGGCUGUCAUUGGGGGCGUGAUAUUUCUUAUUGCAGGUCUGGCUGUUUUAGUUGCCACAGCAUGGUAUGGCAAUAGAAUUGUUCAAGAAUUUUAUGACCCCAUGACCCCGGUCAAUGCCAGGUAUGAAUUUGGUCAGGCUCUCUUCACUGGCUGGGCUGCCGCCUCUCUCUGCCUUCUGGGAGGUGCCCUACUUUGCUGCUCCUGUCCCCGAAAAACAACAUCUUACCCAACACCACGGCCCUAUCCCAAACCUGCACCUUCCAGUGGGAAAGACUACGUGUGACACAAAAGCAAAAGGAGACAACACUGUUGAAAUAAAUAGAAAAUGGACAUUGAAAUACUGUCAUUGACAUUAGGACCUUAGACUUUUGACUACUGGAGUCUGAACUGUGGUAUUGCAAAAAACAACAACAGCAAACAAAUGCAAAAACAAAAAAAAAAAACAUAUUUUUUUAAAAUACGCUUUGCUAAAAAUGGCUUAGUCUUAUUUUAUCUCCUUUCCUCAAUAAGGGAGGGAAGCCUUUUCCAUUUUUAUUACUGCUUCCCACUGAGUAAUCAUCUCAAAUGUGGGGAGAAGGGGUCCUUUAAUUAUAUAUAUAGAUAUGUACAUAUAUAUGUUUUUCUAUAAAAAGCUAGAUAGCAAAAGCUCUUCUCAUUAUGUUGGUACCAGUAUACUUAAAAUAUGUCUAAAAAAACGAAAAAUAUAUUUAAUUCUAUAUUGAUUAAGAAAGCAGUUUAUUUGGUAUAUUUUUCUUCUAUAUGGACACAUGUAUAAUAGGUGGAAUUUCAUUUUCCCUCUUUCAUGAGCUUUUAGUGUCUUUGACAAAAGACCUAAUCUGCUUUACCACGUUUGAACUUUUUUCAGUUCUUCACAUGUGCUCUUUUCAUGUGCUUCUUUGAUAGUAUUUUGAUUAUGAUCUUAUAGCCUGUGCUUUCAUCAUCCUUUGUGCCUUCUUUUUUAUGAGGCUGAGUUUAAAUCUUGAAUCUGAUAACACAUUUCAUAUGCCUACAAUAAAAUUCCUAGAGUCAGGAAGAAUCUCUUACAAAUCAGAACUUCGGGAGCAUGUCUUUCUGCAAGACCAGAUGAUAUAUUCCUGUUGACCUUCCCACACGAUUUCUGUACCCUGACCUACAACUCUCUUGUUUGCUUUGAAAAUAUUUGUCUGAUACAGUUGCUGUAUGCUGCUUUCCCAAGUGUUGUAACACAGAUGUACUGAUUGAAUUUUUAAGCUACUUAUUCACAGUUGUAUAUCCCCUCAAACUAUCCAUUUCUCCCUCUCAAUUGUAUUGUUUUCUCAUAUGUAAUUAUCGCAUAGUUUACCUCUUUCUAGAGAAAAAAUGGCUCAUAUAUCUGUUUGUCUGAAUGAAGUACAAGACUUCCUGUAGUGAUAAUAUGAUGACAGAUAUUCUCUCUCUAGCUGUAAGCAAGUCACUUAAUCUUUCUCCUCUUUUCCCAUCUGUCAAAAUGAGAUAAUGAUACUUAACCAGCUGGUAGAGGCAGUGUGAGUAUUAAUUAGUUGAUAUUAUGCUCAUUCUUUGAACAUGAACUAUGCCUAAGUAGUGUCUUUAUUUGUUCAGUUGGCUGUUAAGUCACUGAAUCAAACCUAUGCACAUGUUUUUAUACGGGUCAGCACCUUCCUUUCUUCAUGGCCCAUUUCCUUUCUAUGAGCUGUGUCUAGGAUGCUAUUGGUUCUCUGUUCCAUUUUAACAAUUGCUGUUAGUUUUCCUGUCUACAAAAUUGCUACUUCACUUGAGCAAGAUGAUGUAAUGGAAAGGUGUUGGCUUUGGUGUCUGAAGACCUGGUUUGAGUCUUGGUGCUAUCAAUUACUAUGUGAGUUUGGGCAAGGCACUUGGCUGCCCUAGAUUUAGUGCCUCAUCUGUAAAAAGGUGAUUGUAAUUCCUGACCUGCCUACUUCACAGGGCUGUUGUGGGGAUCCAGUAAGAUGGGAUACAUGCAAAUGUGGUUUUAUAAGGUAAAAAAAAAAAAUGUAUACUGUACUUGGGAAAGAAUUAAGGAUUUAAAUGCAUUGGGUUUUGGAUUACUUUUCAAAUUCCUGAAAAGAGAGAGAUUCUAAGAAAUGGGUUUCUUGCCUUAAUCUCUCACAUGAUGAGACACUAAAGUGAAAUUCUACUUACUAAAUGAAAAAGAGUCUAAGGAAGUCUUCGAUUUCUUCAGUCAGUAUGGCCUGAUGCUUUUUGUGGCUAGGCUUUUCUCCUUUCAGUAAUGCAGACUUGACCUAGGACAAGUUUGCAGAUGUAAUGGGUAAAACAGAAGUGUAAGCAUCAGCAAAGCCAAAGUAGGAAAGGUUUUUUUGAAUUAUAAUAAUUUGCAAGGAUAUACAAGGUGAGUUUCUGUUAAGUGAUGCUAUCAGAGGUGUUGCUAUUAGCUGGCAGCUAGCACUGCUCAAAUAGGUAGUUUGGGAAUGGUAAUUCAUAGUGAAACCACAUCGGGGGAGUUAUCCAAAGGACUGCAUCAUAUGAAGUUAUGAACCGGUAAAGUUUAGUAUGUCUCCCAGACCUGAAACUCUAUGUUCUUAGAAGGUAUAAUUCAAAGAGCCUUUGCUACAUACAAAGGUUCUAAUAAUGUCUGAGUGUAAAUGCAUGGUGGUUACUAGUUGCUAAACUCUACAGAGAAAUUGAUAAUCCAAAAUGGCCAACAGAAUUGGUACACCAGAAUUUAUCCAAUUUUGAUGUUUUUGUACUCUGCUUCUGUGCCUGGAAACAGACAAAUAUAUAUUUUGGAGUUUUGUAAUGGGAAUUUGUAUAAAGCAUUACUCUUUUUCAGUAAAUUGUGUUUUUUUUAAUAAAAAAAUCCUUAGCUUGU
This is a messenger RNA of Zalophus californianus (California sea lion), 3406 nucleotides long. It is a transcript of the gene CLDN1, whose product is annotated as claudin 1. The record is from RefSeq and is a predicted model, not a curated record. Gene Ontology annotation, biological process: bicellular tight junction assembly; cell adhesion. Lineage: Eukaryota; Metazoa; Chordata; Mammalia; Carnivora; Otariidae. Gene Ontology annotation, cellular component: plasma membrane; bicellular tight junction. Gene Ontology annotation, molecular function: structural molecule activity. The coding region runs from base 230 to 865 and encodes 211 amino acids. The transcript is spliced from 4 exons.